AUGACGACUGCACUGGGAAUAAUUUUAGAUGUAGGCUUUCAUAUGACACCGAUCAUAGAUGAGGCUGUCAAAUGUGUAAAAUUACUGUUAGAAAAAAAGUUUUUUGCGGAAUCUAAAGAUCAAGUUGCAUUUAUUCUUUGUGGUUCCGACGCUACAGACAAUGCCCUAGCGGACGAUGAGGGAAACUUCCAAAACAUCUCAGUGAUUUUCAGUCUGAACCCUAUGAGCUGGAGUUUGCUGGAGCUUUUGACACCAAAUUUAUUAUCAUCGUCAACAGCAGAUGGUAUACUUCGUUUAAGUUUAAUUUUUGCGGACAGUUGUUGA
Trichobilharzia szidati is the source of this 324-nucleotide messenger RNA. Lineage: Eukaryota; Metazoa; Platyhelminthes; Trematoda; Strigeidida; Schistosomatidae. The record is from the annotation of a GenBank genome assembly.